AUGCAUUACUAUUAAGUUUCGAAUCAGAAAAACAAAACUUUUAAAAUCAGUCUUUUUUAUAUACUCGUAGAAUUUUCAUCGAUAGUCAAUAAUUAAAGUAAAUUUCCAUAAUGGCUGACGAGGAGGAUCCAUGGGGGUUUGAUGAUAGUGCUCAGACUGCAGCUGCUGAACCUGCUGCACCAAGUGCAGAACAGCCUGCUGCUCAAAGUGCUACAGCUGUAAGUGGUGAACAAGCGGAAACUGGAGAACAAGCUGCUGAACCAAGUGGUGAACCAGAAGAAACAGCAGCUGCACCACCUCCUCCACCGGAGGAUGACGGCUAUAGAAAACCAGUGCAAUUAUAUCGGCACUGGGUAAGACCUAAAUUUCUUCAAUAUAAAUAUAUGUACAAUUAUCGGACCAACUAUUAUGACGACGUUAUCGACUACUUGGAUAAAAAGCAAGUGGGUGUAACUAGAGAAAUACCUAGACCACAAACAUGGGCAGAACGUGUUCUUCGUACAAAUACUUGCAGCGGAAGGGACUAUGAUUCUUAUGCAACAUCAAAUAAGAGAGAAAAGCAUCUUAUACAGACCCUAGCUGCUUCCAUUCGGGCUUACAAUUACCACACCAAAGCAUAUAUAAAUCAAAAAUAUGCAAGUGUUCUUUAACUUUUUUUAUUUCAUUUUCAUAUCGAGAAAUUACAGUAAAU
This is a messenger RNA of Teleopsis dalmanni, 691 nucleotides long. Its product is annotated as flightin. Bases 111 to 650 code for a protein of 179 amino acids. The transcript has 4 exons. The record is from RefSeq and is a predicted model, not a curated record. NCBI's taxonomy places the organism in Eukaryota, Metazoa, Arthropoda, Insecta, Diptera, Diopsidae.